Molecule: messenger RNA, 10612 nt
Organism: Homo sapiens (human)
Lineage: Eukaryota; Metazoa; Chordata; Mammalia; Primates; Hominidae
Gene: SLFN13
Product: schlafen family member 13
Exons: 5
Coding region: 2420-5113 (897 amino acids)
Cellular component (GO): cytoplasm
Molecular function (GO): catalytic activity
Source: RefSeq, a predicted model, not a curated record
GUCACACUGCUCGUGUUACAAGAAAACCAGCCAGGGUUCUGCUUUUCUGCUCUGCCGCAGCCUUUAACACCUGCCAGGGUUCUGUCCGAGUGUAUGGGUUUCGUAGUCCUCCUCUCCAAGGCGUUGACUGAGCACAGAGCACCGGCCGCCGCCACAUCCCACUCUGGCGCGGGGUCUGCGGAGCCACAAAUCCAGCCAGGAACCGAGUGCCGCCCGAUCCGAGCAUCCGUCGCAUUUUGACCUGGGGUUCCCGGGUCUCAAGGCCCACUUUCUGGGGCAGGCAGUGGGGAGAGAAGCCCAAGCUGGGGUAUGGGCAGUUGCAGUGCGGUGGAAGGGGAAAGCUCGGGCGAGAGCUUGGCUGGACCCUCAGAGGAGGGGUCCGGGGAAGGCGGGACCGCAGGCUCCGGGAAAGGAGAGAGAGAUAGGGACGGAGGAGGGGCGGAGGGGGAGUAAGAAAGAACUAAGAACCACUCGAAAGCAAUCAGAAAACUUGGCGUUUCCAGACAUUUUUUUUUUUUUUUGUAGGGGGAACAGGCUCUCACUCUGUCGCCCAAGCUGGAGUGCAGUGGUGCGAUCUCGACUCACUUUACCCUGGACUUCCUCGGGCUCAAGUGAUCCUCCAGCCUCAGCCUCCCGGGCAUCUGAGACUACAUUUGAGUCUACAGGCGCGCGCCACUAAGCCUGAGUCUUUCAGGACUGAUUUUGGUGGAAGAAGACAGCAGGCGGUGGGCAUUCACUGUGCUGGUGGGAAGUCUGGUUACAUUAAGAAAGGAAUUCUAGCAAAGUUAUUCUGUAAAUACAACAGAAUCAGUUGCUUUUGUUAAAUAUAUUGGUAAGCUUCCUGAUUUUUUUCACCUGAAUUCUCAAUUUGUUAUUGAAUAGUUCAGUUUUAUUUAGGGUUUCAAUUUUAUUUAGGAAACAAUAUCUCUACCUUACAAAGAAUCUGCAAGUAGCACUGACUAUAAUACCUUUAUACCCAAAGGAAGAGCUGGGAUAGAGCUCCCUAAGACUUUUCUGCCUGCAAAAGAUAUGGGUGGGGUUGCCAUUUGAAUACAGUUACCAAUGAAAAACUAUCAGCUUAUCUAGGCUUUAACAAUAAAGUUCAUGGGGGUAAAGAGAAAAGAUUUAACUUUGAAGUCCCCAUAUAUCAAAAAGAAUAUUUUACAGGUAACUUGACAAAGAUGUUUCAGUGGUCUCGGAAUGCAAGACAGAAUCCUGACGGUAGAAAUUUCUAGGCAAGGGUCUAAAUUAGGCAAACUGGUAAGAUUGUGAAUGUCCCAGCCUUUAUUUCUGAAUCUUGACCUCUGAACUCUGCUGCCUCUCUCUAAACAUGUUUCUGCCUACAGGUACUUCAGGACUGAUUUUGGUGUAAGAAGACAGCAGGUGUACACUUGAUGAUGCUACUUCCUUACCUCUCAUUCAUUCCUCAACCCAUUGUAAAAUAAUGUCAAUUAAUAUAGGUUCCUUUGCUGAACACCUGUGAACCAAAGCAUAGUUUUAAAUGCUUGUUGUAAACUAUCUGAGUUAAUCUUCAUAAUAACAGUCACAGGUGGCUGCACCAUGUUUUAUAGUAAGAAAAUAGAGUUAGAAAGAGUAAAUAUCUAGACUAAUAUAACAGUACUAAAUGGCAGAACUGGAAUUCAAGCCAUCUUCAUUGACUCUGUUCUCCAAGACCUUAGCCCCUGGUUUAUUGCCUCCUGAUGCCCAUUUCCCAGGUGUCUGAAGAGCAUUUUUCAAAGUCACAGUUAACCUUAAUUUUACUAAACUUAGGUUUAGUAACACUUUCCAGUCAUUACCUAGCUGUAUCUGUCAGCAGUAUUAGACAUCUUAAAACCUUGGCAGGUGACUUUGUUCCAGGCUUUGUUAAUACCAAAUACCCUUGAUUUUUCUCUUACUUCUUUGAUUUUUCAUACUCAGACUUUUCUACAGUCUCCUUUUCAAUGUGGUCUUCUUUUACUUAUCUUCUAAAGUUGAUGUUCAUGGAGAAUCUGUUCCAAACCUAGAUGUUCUCAUGCCAUGGUACACAUGCCCCUCAGCUGAUCCACUACUUCUGUGUUUCAAUGCUAAUGAUUUCACCUGGCCAGUUCUAGUGCAUCUUUUAAGUCUUGGCCUAAAUGGAACCUACUCCUGGAAGUCUUAUGGAACCAUGGUCUCCAGAUUCGUUCAGAUACCCUAUUCAAUGUGUUUUCCCUCUUAGAGCCCAUGUCACAGAUGAUGGUAAAGGCUAAUUUCAUUAGUUCCCUUCCCUGCCAGCCAGUCAGCUCCUAAAGAGACUAUACCUGUCUUUCUUGCUAUUGUCUUAUCCCAGCACAUAUUAGACACGUUUUAAAUAUUUUCUAAUAAAUGAAUUGCAGGCCUGUAACAAUUUUUUAAUCAAAAAUGAAACAAAUAUUCUAAUACUUUAAGGUGCAAGUUCAACAUGGAGGCAAAUCACUGCUCCCUGGGUGUGUAUCCAUCUUACCCAGACCUGGUCAUCGAUGUCGGAGAAGUGACUCUGGGAGAAGAAAACAGAAAAAAGCUACAGAAAACUCAGAGAGACCAAGAGAGGGCGAGAGUUAUACGGGCCGCGUGUGCUUUAUUAAACUCAGGAGGAGGAGUGAUUCAGAUGGAAAUGGCCAACAGGGAUGAGCGUCCCACAGAGAUGGGACUGGAUUUAGAAGAAUCCUUGAGAAAGCUUAUUCAGUAUCCAUAUUUGCAGGCUUUCUUUGAGACUAAGCAACACGGAAGGUGUUUUUAUAUUUUUGUUAAAUCUUGGAGUGGUGAUCCUUUCCUUAAAGAUGGUUCUUUCAAUUCCCGCAUUUGCAGCCUUAGUUCUUCAUUAUACUGUAGAUCUGGCACCUCUGUGCUUCACAUGAAUUCAAGACAGGCAUUCGAUUUCCUGAAGACCAAGGAAAGACAGUCCAAAUAUAAUCUGAUUAAUGAAGGGUCUCCACCUAGUAAAAUUAUGAAAGCUGUAUACCAGAACAUAUCUGAGUCAAAUCCUGCAUAUGAAGUUUUCCAAACUGACACUAUUGAAUAUGGUGAAAUCCUAUCUUUUCCUGAGUCUCCAUCCAUAGAGUUUAAACAGUUCUCUACAAAACAUAUCCAACAAUAUGUAGAAAAUAUAAUUCCAGAGUACAUCUCUGCAUUUGCAAACACUGAGGGAGGCUAUCUUUUUAUUGGAGUGGAUGAUAAGAGUAGGAAAGUCCUGGGAUGUGCCAAAGAACAGGUUGACCCUGACUCUUUGAAAAAUGUAAUUGCAAGAGCAAUUUCUAAGUUGCCCAUUGUUCAUUUUUGCUCUUCAAAACCUCGGGUAGAGUACAGCACCAAAAUCGUAGAAGUGUUUUGUGGGAAAGAGUUGUAUGGCUAUCUCUGUGUGAUUAAAGUGAAGGCAUUCUGUUGUGUGGUGUUCUCGGAAGCUCCCAAGUCAUGGAUGGUGAGGGAGAAGUACAUCCGCCCCUUGACAACUGAGGAAUGGGUAGAGAAAAUGAUGGACGCAGAUCCAGAGUUUCCUCCAGACUUUGCUGAGGCCUUUGAGUCUCAGUUGAGUCUAUCUGACAGUCCUUCACUUUGCAGACCAGUGUAUUCUAAGAAAGGUCUGGAACACAAAGCUGAUCUACAACAACAUUUAUUUCCAGUUCCACCAGGACAUUUGGAAUGUACUCCAGAGUCCCUCUGGAAGGAGCUGUCUUUACAGCAUGAAGGACUAAAGGAGUUAAUACACAAGCAAAUGCGACCUUUCUCCCAGGGAAUUGUGAUCCUCUCUAGAAGCUGGGCUGUGGACCUGAACUUGCAGGAGAAGCCAGGAGUCAUCUGUGAUGCUCUGCUGAUAGCACAGAACAGCACCCCCAUUCUCUACACCAUUCUCAGGGAGCAGGAUGCAGAGGGCCAGGACUACUGCACUCGCACCGCCUUUACUUUGAAGCAGAAGCUAGUGAACAUGGGGGGCUACACCGGGAAGGUGUGUGUCAGGGCCAAGGUCCUCUGCCUGAGUCCUGAGAGCAGCGCAGAGGCCUUGGAGGCUGCAGUGUCUCCGAUGGAUUACCCUGCGUCCUAUAGCCUUGCAGGCACCCAGCACAUGGAAGCCCUGCUGCAGUCCCUCGUGAUUGUCUUACUCGGCUUCAGGUCUCUCUUGAGUGACCAGCUCGGCUGUGAGGUUUUAAAUCUGCUCACAGCCCAGCAGUAUGAGAUAUUCUCCAGAAGCCUCCGCAAGAACAGAGAGUUGUUUGUCCACGGCUUACCUGGCUCAGGGAAGACCAUCAUGGCCAUGAAGAUCAUGGAGAAGAUCAGGAAUGUGUUUCACUGUGAGGCACACAGAAUUCUCUACGUUUGUGAAAACCAGCCUCUGAGGAACUUUAUCAGUGAUAGAAAUAUCUGCCGAGCAGAGACCCGGGAAACUUUCCUAAGAGAAAAAUUUGAACACAUUCAACACAUCGUCAUUGACGAAGCUCAGAAUUUCCGUACUGAAGAUGGGGACUGGUAUAGGAAGGCAAAAACCAUCACUCAGAGAGAAAAGGAUUGUCCAGGAGUUCUCUGGAUCUUUCUGGACUACUUUCAGACCAGUCACUUGGGUCACAGUGGCCUUCCCCCUCUCUCAGCACAGUAUCCAAGAGAAGAGCUCACCAGAGUAGUUCGCAAUGCAGAUGAAAUAGCCGAGUACAUACAACAAGAAAUGCAACUAAUUAUAGAAAAUCCUCCAAUUAAUAUCCCCCAUGGGUAUCUGGCAAUUCUCAGUGAAGCUAAAUGGGUUCCAGGUGUUCCAGGCAACACAAAGAUUAUUAAAAACUUUACUUUGGAGCAAAUAGUGACCUAUGUGGCAGACACCUGCAGGUGCUUCUUUGAAAGGGGCUAUUCUCCAAAGGAUGUUGCUGUGCUUGUCAGCACCGUGACAGAAGUGGAGCAGUAUCAGUCUAAGCUCUUGAAAGCAAUGAGGAAGAAAAUGGUGGUGCAGCUCAGUGAUGCAUGUGAUAUGUUGGGUGUGCACAUUGUGUUGGACAGUGUCCGGCGAUUCUCAGGCCUGGAAAGGAGCAUAGUGUUUGGGAUCCAUCCAAGGACAGCUGACCCAGCUAUCUUACCCAAUAUUCUGAUCUGUCUGGCUUCCAGGGCAAAACAGCACCUAUAUAUUUUUCUGUGAAGUGACUAUUAGGAAGAACUCCAAACCAAAAUACUGUGUAAAUGUCUAUGGGUGACAGUCUGCUGAUGGUAGAAACCUUUCUUUUUAGUUCACAAGUCAGUUAGAGAUUUGGACAGAGCUGACACAAAGAGUUUGGAGCUCCCCCAUUUCUGGCUCUCCUUUCAGGGGUUCCUCCCCCAACUCUUUUCAGCAGUGGUGGCUGCCCCCCAUUCUGACCCCUGACUCUUGCAGCCAGAAAGAUGGUGGUUUUCUAAAGGAACUUUAGCUGUGCUGCACAAUGCAGACCUGUGUCUUGCUCUCUGGGUAAAAGCCAUAAAAAUAAGAAACUCAGCCUGUGGCCUUUCUUCCAAGGCUGGAGUUCUCGAGUUCUUUUAUGUGACUUCGUGUAGUUUGUUGCUUUAAAAAAUUUGUCCAGAAUUGUUUUCUGCAGAAGCAUGGUCUGUUAGGAGCUUACAGGCCAUAGGAGAAGCAGUUGUUUCCUGAAUUUAUCUUUGCUGUAUUCAUUUAGGGCUUGGGAGAGUCCCAAGAUAAUUCAGUCACUGUCAGAUUAAUCAUUUCGGCAGAACAAACAAUAUUGUUAUGAUUAUUUAAUCCUUAAAAUUGUGAUCUCCAGAGUUUGUUAUCAGAAUAACCCAGACCAAGGCUUAAUUGUAAUAGUGAACAUUAAUGGUACCUUUACAGAGAAAUUAUAGGCCAAGAGAAAAUGCUGGCUUUCAGUAGAAGUUAAUAUUAGAAACCCAAAUCUGGUUCUGAAAGUGUGUAUCAGAUGUACGGUGAACAAACUUGGGAAAGAUUUUCUUUAAAAAUCAAUGAGCGUUGGCCAGGCACGGUGGCUCACACCUGUAAUCCCAGCUGUUUGGGAGGCUGAGGCAGGUGGAUCACCUGAGGUCAGGAGUUCAAGACCAGCCUGGCCAACAUGGAGAAACCCCAUCUCUACUAAAAAUACAAAAAUUAGCAGGGCAUGGUGGUGCAUGCCUGUAUCCCAGCUACUUGGGAGGCUGAAGCAUGAGAAUCACUUGAAUCCUGGAGGCAGAGGUUGCAGUGAGCUGAGAUCAUGUCACUGUACUCCAGCCUGGGCAACAGAGUGAGACUGUCUCAAAAAGAAGAAGAAGAAAAAAAAUGCAGUGAGUUUAUGUUGUUACAUUGUAACAUCUCAGCGUAGCUGUAUGCAUUACUCUAUAGCAUAACUACUUAAGUUUUAUGUCAUUCUUGAACUGUGAUUUUUUUUUCUAUUUGCUUUCAUAGUUUGGUGGGCCAUUGUUAUGGACUGAAUGUUUGUGUCCCAUCCUCACCCCUAAAUUCCCAUGUUGAAGCCCCAACCUUCACUGUGGAGCUGGGGCUGCUAAGGAAGUAAUUAAGGUUACACGAAGUCACAGUGGAGAAUCUGAUCUGCUAAGACUGGUGUCCUUAUAGGGAGAGACCCCAGAGAGCUUGUUCCCUUCCUCCCUGUGCACACAAACAAGAGGGCAUGGGAGCACACAGAGAGAUGGCAGCCACCUACAAGCCAAGAGGAGAAGCCUCACAAUGAACCCCCCCCCCCACCCUGCUGGCACCUAUGUCUUCGACUUCCAGCCCCCAGACUGUGAGAAAUAAAUUUCUGUUGGUUCAGCCAUCCAGUCUCUAGUGUUUUGUUAUUGCAGCCUGAGAACACAGCUGUAUGAUCAUUCAUCAAACUAAAAACACUGAUACUUAACAAUGCUAAUGCAAUUACUUAUUUGCUUUUCAGUCUCUACAAAACAUUCUAAAACACUAAUCUAAAUACUAACAAUAAAAUAUUUGCAUAACUAAUGAAAAUUAAGAAACCACAUGCCCAAUAUUCCAUUUAUAAGUAAUCCUAUUUGGCUGAUUUCCCUCCAUAUUGUAAGUUUUGAACUUUUCUGCCAGUCUUUCUCCUAUUUGUGUUAACUCAUGGAAUUCCAGUUGUCUAGCCUUGAAAUUGUAGGCUCUUCUAACUUGAGCAAAAUCUGACAGAUCAGCAAAAUAAGGAGAAAAAUAUUUCUUCUUUCUUUCUGGCUGCAUUAAAUGAGAUACAGCUCAGCACCAAAAAGCUAUCUUUGUAAAUGUUCUUAGUAAACUCCCUGGUCUUUGGAGUUAUUUCAGCCUUUGAGAGUAAUUCUUUAAAAGUCUAAUUCUGACUGGUUGAAUCUCUCUAUAUGAUUUAUUGCCCUAGUAAUAUUUGAAACAGUAUCAUAUUUUAAAAUAUAUAAAUAUUUAUGAAUUUUUGUUCAGCCCAAAGAGGAUUACUGAUGCUUUCUUCUUUUUCCAUAUGAUGAGGAAAUGUUUAGCUUAUAUAUUUAUUGCAUUUCUGUUUUAAAUAAAAAAUUGAGAGUUUGUGUUUCAUUAAACUGAAAAAAAAGGUUCUGUAAAAUAAAUGAUUAAAUGGAGGAAAAGGAGAAGACUGAGGCCAGCAACUCCAUGAUACAGCCAAAAAUGAGCCAGUAAAAGAUUAAGCAAGAUUAACUGUAAAUUUUUUUUUUUUUUUUUUUUAAAGAGAAAAGGUCUCACUGUGUUUCCCAGGCUGGAGGGUAGUGGUGUGAUCAUAGUUCACUAGAGCCCUGAACUCCUGGGCUCAAGUGAUCCUCUUGCCUUAGCCUCCCAUUGCUGGGAUUAUAGGCAUGAGCCACUGUGUCAGGCUUAAUUGGGUUUUGAUGGGUACCUGCCUAUCUCUGUAAUUUGGCUCUAGUCAUAUAGGACCUGCUUCAUUAAAGAUCUGAAAAUCUAUCCAGCCAUUGUAAAAUGAAACAAAAUGUUUUGAAAAUUUAAAUUAGCCUUUUAUUUUAGUUCAGACAUAUAGAAAAGUUGCAAGCAUAGUACAGAAAGUUCCUAUAUACCCCACUUAGUGCCCUCCUUUUUAAAAUUUUUUUAAACCUAGCUUAUUUCCUUUAAGAUUUCUGAGAAUUCCAGGAAUGCUCACAGAUCUGUCCUUGUAGUCUCCUGCCACUUCUUGCUAUGGAGUGCUGUACCAAGGUCUCUGCUAGUUUCUAGUUGGCUUGACAUAAUGACUUUCCUAAACUUCUUCUGCUCUGAAUCUCAAGCAUGGAAAGCGGUCACAUCUUUUGUUUCACGAAUUAACAGUCAACACCUGGCCCUACUUUUAACAAAACUUAGUAAAGCCUUGAGCAUAGUGAAAGACAAAUAUUUAAAUUAUAUAUUAGCAGGAGGCUGAGGUGGGAGGAUCAUAUGAGGCCAGCCUGGGCAGCAUAGCAUGACCCCCCCCUCGAGAAGACAACAAAAAAUUAUCUGGGUGUGGUGGUGUGCUCCUGCAGUCCUAGCUAUUCCAGAGGCCGAGGCGAGAGGAUCGCUUGAUUCCAGGAGUUCAAGGCUGUAGUUAGCGAUAAUCGUGUCACUGAAUCCUAGCCUGGGCAACAGAAUAAGACCCCAUGUCUAACAAAAUAAUAAUAAAACAAUCAAAAGUUUAAAAUUAGUUAUUAAAUGUCAGUGUGCCCAGAGUCCUUUGACCACAGAUGAUCCUGAUGGCCUUCUCUCGCCUUGUCCCUGUGCCUCCUUCUACCAUUUUUCUUCCUGAGAUUCAAAAGUAAGUAGCGGACAGGGUUCCCAUUUACCACUAAAUACUUCAGUGGGUGUUUCCUAAAAGGACAUUUAUAGUACCAUCAUCAAAAUCAGUAAAUUAACCCUGAUACUAUUAUCUAAUCUGUAGACUUUAUUGAAUUAUAUCAGUUGUGCCUCAAGUGUCUUUAUGUUUUUUUCUCAAAAGAGAAAAAGUUCUGGUCCAGGAUUUGAUCUAAGAUCAUGCAUUGUAUUGAGCUUUCCUUUCUUUUAAGUCUCAUUUAAUCUGGAGAUGUUAAUCUGUCUUUGUCAUAUCUUUGACACUAUUGAAGAGGACUGGCCUAUUAUUUUGCAGAGUAUCUGAUUUUGGGUCAUUUCAUGUGUUCUCAUGAUUAGAUUCAGGUUAUGCAUUUUUGGCAUGAAUUCCAUAGAAGGGCUGUUACGGUUCUCAGUUCACGGUAUUAGAAGGCACUUGAUAGUGAUUAGUUCCAUUCCUGAUGAUGUUAACUCUGAUCAUUUGGAUAAAGUGGCGUCUGCCAGGUUUCCCUACUGUGCAGUUACAAUUUGCUUUUUGUAAUUAAUAAAGUGUGUGUGUGUGUGUGUGUGGAGGGGGGGUGUUUUUGCUUCUGAACGCAUAAUAUUUGAGAUUUUUUUCUAAUUAAAAAGUAAUUAUUCAAAGAGUUCAGAGAACUGAUACUGAUCACAUUCUUUGACCCCACAUGCAAAUACAUUAUAAACUAGUAAUAAAACGGUAACUAGAAAAAUGUUCAUAUCUUUUGGAAUUAAAAAAGUGUUUAACUCGUGGAUCAAAGCAGAAAUUCUGUAACCAUUGUCACAGCAGGUUCUAACAAGCAAGUUUAAGGAGGAGAGAAUUUCAGUCCUAGAGAAUUUCAGUCUUAUUCAAAUGCUUUCCUAGAAAGAGGAAACAGUUCCUAACUAAUUUCAUGAGGCUGGCAUAAUCUUGAUAACAAGUCUGAUAGGUAAAGUAUGAAAGGAAAAUUGCAGGUCACUCAAUUAUCACUCAAAUAUCUACAUGAAAAAUUCUAAACAAAAUUUUAGCAAACAAAAUCCAACAAUUUGUAAAAGUGAUAAUACACCACGACCAAGGUGGUUCAAGUCAGGAAUUCAACGUUGAUUUUGGCGUUAAAAAAUCAAUCAUCAGGCCCAGUGAGGUGGCUCACUCCUGUAAUCCCAGACUUUCUGGAGGCUGAAGGAGGAAAGAUCCUUCAGGCCAGAAGUUUGAGUCUGCACUGAGCUGUGACUGCAUCACCGCACUCUAGCCUGGGUGCCAGUUUGAGACCCUGUCUCCAAGAAAAAAAAAUUAAUCAGUGUAAUUCACCACAGAUUAAGAGUUCAAAAGAGAAAAAUCACAUGAUCAUCUGAAUAGAGGAAAAAGCUUUUGAUAAAGUUCAACAUCCAUUCAUAAUAAGGACUCUCAGCAACUUAGAAGUAUAAAAACACUUUUGGAAAUCAACAAAGGGAAUUUACAGCAUGAACAAACAGCAAGCCAGCAUGGUGGCUCACACCUGUAAUCUCAGCACUUCCAGAGGCCAAGGCAGGAGAAUCACUUGAGCCCAGGGGUUAGAGACAAGCCUUGGCAACAUAGCAAGAUCCUGGCUCUACAAAAAAUAAAAUAAAAUGAAAUAAAAUUUAAAAAUUAGCUGGGUUUGGUGGUGUGUGCCUGUAGUCCCAGCUACUGGGAGGCUGAGGUGAGAGGAUCACUGGAGCCCAGGAGGUGAAGGCUGCAGUGGGCUAAAAACAACCAGAACAACCCCCCAACCCCCUCCCCGCAAAACACUAUAAAGAAUAGCAACACAAGGUUCAAUGUAAACUUUGAUAUGGUGUUUUACCUCUGAGGAGAGGCUUAUUGUUAAUAUUCUUUAGCCGUGUAAGGGGUUCACAGAUGUUCAUACUUUUGUUCUUUAUACCUUAUAUGUAUUCUAUAAAUAUUGUUUCUACUCAAUAGUUAAUAAAAACAUAAUUUAAAAGUUC